GUCUCUAUAAAUUAUUUGGGAGGGGGAGCGUGAGGUCACAGCAUCCAUCCUGGGUUCCUGUAGCCCGUCUGGGGGUAUUUGGGGUCACAGCAUCCAUCCUGGGUUCCUAUAGGCCGUCUGGGGGGGUAUUUGGGGUCACACCAUCCAUCCUGGGUUCCUAUAGCCCGUCUGGGGGUAUUUGGGGUCACAGCAUCCGUCCUGGGUUCCUAUAGGCCAUCUGGGGGUAUUUGGGGUCACAGCAUCCAUCCUGGGUUCCUAUAGGCCGUCUGGGGGUAUUUGGGGUCACAGCAUCCGUCCUGGGUUCCUGUAGCCCGUCUGGGGGUAUUUGGGGUCACAGCAUCCAUCCUGGGCUCCUAUAGGCCAUCUGGGGGUAUUUGGGGUCACAGCAUCCCUCCUAUGCUGUCUGUAAUGCACUUUGGGGGAGGAUCUGAAGUCACGUCGUUAUUUUGGGGCCACUGUAACUCAUGUGGGGGGCUUUUGAGGUCCCAGUGUCCUUCCCGGUUUCCCUAUAACCCAUCUGAUGGGAUCUGGGAUGGCACUGUCCUUCCUCGGAUCCUUAUAACCCACUUUGGGAGCAUUUGGGGUCACUGUGCAUCCAGAAGUCCCUAUGACCCACCCGGAGACAAUCUGGGCUCUCAGCUCCUAUCCUGGAAGCAUUCCAUGCAGCCCAGGAGCCCCCACACCCCAAUUCUCCUCUCCAGGAUUUCGAGGAGGACCCACGUGCGCCCCGUGGCCACAGGAGAUCUUUGAGCCGCAGUUCCCACCCUGGAGCCCCCCGGGGAAGCACCGAUGAGCGCCCCCCAGGCGUCGUGCCCACACCGCUGGCGGAGGCGAGCCGCGCCAUGGCCGGAGACACAACGCUGAGUGAGAACUACGCCUUCGCCGGCGUCUACCACGUCUUCGACCAGCACACAGACAGCGCCGUGCCCAAGGUGCAGUUUGCUCACGAUGACCGCCACCUGCUUGCCUGCUGCUCUCUGGACGGCACCAUCUCGGUGUGUCGGCUGGCGCCGGGGCCGCCGGCGGUGCUGCGGGUGCUACGGGGCCACGACGGCGGCGUGGCGGACUUUGCCUGGUCGCUUUCCAACGACGUCCUCGUGUCGGCCUCGCUGGACGGGACGCUGCGUCUCUGGGCGCCCAACGACGGCCGCUGCAUCCAGGUCUCGCUGUCCCUCCUGGGGUCCCUAUGA
Messenger RNA from Meleagris gallopavo (turkey), 1190 nucleotides. The record is from RefSeq and is a predicted model, not a curated record. NCBI's taxonomy places the organism in Eukaryota, Metazoa, Chordata, Aves, Galliformes, Phasianidae.